ACAGGUUUAUCUCGUGUGCACGUAGCUGCCAUUGUGUUUCUAUGAGAACCUGAAGUUAAUUACUAUGAUUUACUGCUGAUUAGAGAGCUGUAGAGAGAUUUUGCCAUUACAUUACCACUCACUGCCAGAAACCCGACUGUGGUUUCCAGGGAAACUGGAAAUGUGAAGCUUUUCAAUAGACACAGCCACAGCCUAAAGAGCGAGGAUUGCCUAAGAUAGAUUCUUCUAGAGACAAACCUGUAGCCACUGCAAUCAGCAUCAAUCACCGGGGGGAGAUGCACGGACAGAUGUUUGUCGCAAUCGGUGCUGAGAUUUGCAAUGUUUGACCCAAAUCUGAAGAAGAGUUGUGGAGUGGCUUCAGCCUGACUUUAGACUGCUGAGGUAAUUCUAGCCCUUUAAUGCGGAGACAGAAUGGGAAGCCUUAAGGAUGAGAUGAGAGGUGUCACAGAGGACCACCAGCCUUGCGAGAAGACGGAUAAUGGGGGGCGUCCGGGAGGCUCAGAUAGCACUGCUGCGCCUGAAGGACCUCAACUGUACAGGAGUCAAGAGUCAGCCACUCAAGGGGACUAUCAGCCGGCACUACAGGGGAAUGUCAGCUCUGUUGAGGAGAAAGAGAAAAACCUAAUAUCUAAAGAUCAAGUGCUUUCAGGGGGGGAUUAUGGCAAUGCUGACCUAACAGACACUGAACGAGUUAAAAACUGCACACAGAUCGAUGCCAUGCCUGCAACGGAAGAGCACAAUAAAACAACGACAGCAGCUACAAAUAACGAUGCAAAAGUGACGAUCAAGUUUCUGAGUGAUGGAGAUGGAAAACCUGAAAUUCAAGAGGAAAACUUUGAAGAUCAAAAUCUCAACAGAGGAAAAGAUGCAGGAAUUGAGAAAAUCUCAGUUGCUGUCCCAUCAACUCCAGACCCUUGUGACCCACGCUCCCCAGCCCCUUUUGGGCAGCACCACAUGCGCACACAGGUGAGCCUCGAGGUGGUGCAGUGCUGCUCGGCAGCAACCAGCCCCAUGACUCCUCCAGAGGGCAGCCAUUCCUUCUUCUUCCCAAGUUCUUUUGGGAAACCUCAAGCCGUGGGCACUGACACUAAAGAUGCAGAGUUGCAGGUUGGUCAGCAAGUGGAGUUCUGCUCUGUCGCCACAUCCCCCAUGACCCCAAAAUCCCCAUAUAGCAUGGCUUUCCAAGAGGUUAUCGGGAGAGAGCCAGUGCAAAGGGAUGAGAAAGUGAAAAAGAAUGAGGAGCAGAGGGAGACUGGUCAGCAGGAGACAAAAGUUUCAGCAGAUGCUGCAUCAGAAACAACUGAAAGUUUAAAAUUUACUACAUCAAAGGAGAUGACUGAGAGUUCCACCAAUGGAGUGGAUGCUGAGUUAAUAGGCGCACAUGUAAGUGUGGAGGAUAGCAAUCAGCAGUGUAAGCAGCAGAGGAUGGGAAGUAUGGAUCAAGACAUUACAAUCUUGGUGACCCAGUAUGGCAACAAUGAGGAGGAAGAAACGGAUGAGGCUGAGUCGUUUUUUUAUUCUGUUGAACCGGAGAUGGUCAAAAUAGAUGAAGAUGAGGUUGGAGAAAGCUGCAGUGAUAUAAAGAGGAAGGAAGGAAAGGGAAAGUCCCUCAGUGAAAGUGUUCACGGGAGCACAAACGAUCCACAAAGUAAAGUACCUUCUGCUGCUGUCAGCCAACAUCCGAAAACAUGCACAGGAUCCGAGCAGUCAGAGGUCGAAGACAAAGAUGCACGUGAAGAAGAGAGAGUUGUUUCUGCAAAAAAAUCCCCCAUCCCUGAAUCACCGGCUCCCUUUGGCUGCCACAACAUCCGCACACAGGUGAGCCUGGAGGUAGUACAGUGUCAGUCUGUGGCCACCAGCCCCAUGACCCCGCCUGAGGGGGACCAGGCCUUCUAUUUCCCCACCUCUUUUGGAAAAUGUGGGGCUGUGGGCACAGGGACUAAAGAUGCUGAGCUGCAGGUGGGUCAGCAGGUGGAAUUUCGCUCUGUCGCUACCGCACCCAUGACCCCGAGAACUCCCACGAUUAUGACUUUCCCUCAGGUCAUGAAGGAGCCUAGUAUAGAGGAGAAGAUAGUGGAGGAGGAAGAGGAAAAUAAAGAAGAGGCAACAGAGGAGAAAGAGGAAAAGAAAGAGGAGGAGAAAGUAACCCAAGAGAAAAAGGUGGAGGGAGUUGAAGAGAACACAAAGGAGGAAAUAAACUGUAAGGAGAAAGAUGAGGAGAAAUGCGAGGAGCCAGUGCAGGAGGUGAGCUGGGAUGAGAAGGGGAUGACGUGGGAGGUGUACGGAGCUGUGGUGGAAGUAGCCGUGCUGGGCUCUGCCAUCCAGAAACACCUGGAGAAGCAGGUAAAGAAGCAGAAGAGGCAAUCCUCCAUGCCACCGCCUCCUCCACUCAACCCCUCAGCUACACCCCUGACCUCAGAGAUAGCCCAGGGGGGUUCAGGUAAGGGUCGUGCAGGGAGAAGAGGGGAGCAUGAUGGGAAAGCAGGCCGACGCAGAAGAAACCCCUUCCGCCUGCUGAUGGAGAACAUGCAGCAGCCACACUGUUGCUCCAGAGCUCAUACCACUGAGUGACAGGAGAGAAAGUUUACAUGGGAUCUGAUACACGUGGUUGUUAUCCAGUGCAUCCACUGAAUGACGUCGUCUCGAUGGUGUGAGAAAAAGAAGGACAAAAUUCACACCUUCACUCAAGACAAGCAAGCACAAAAGCAUUUAAUAUGAAGUUUGCACCGAGAAGCAUUAACCGCUGAGAAAGCAGCCAUAAAUUAUGAUUUCCCUUUUUAUCCCCCACACCCCCCCACCCUCGCUGAUUGGUAUCUUAUUCACAAAUCUCUCUGCACACACCGACAGAGUGAUGAUGGACGUUUGGGGAAAUGAGAGCGAUGCGUCAGCGUCAUCAUCAGCCUGGCUCUCCUCCUUUAGUGUUUUUUGCUGAAACCAUCCACUGACUCAUUUUAGCUGUUGGUGCUUUUUUUGUUGUUGUUUUUUCCACUCACCUCACACAAUGUGAAGCCAUGGCAACCAGCUUUUCUCCUGGUUGCUAAAAAGCUUGUUAAGCUUCGACAGAGAGCGAGAGAGAGAGAGAUGAUAGUGUAAUGACAGGUUUUGAGUGUGAUUUGUGACCUGGUGGUCUGGGGGAUAUUUAAAUCGAUUAAGUGUUGCCUUGAUCUCUUUGUAAGAGGAGUCUUUACUGUCAGUGCAGGCUUUUGUAUGUCUUAUAUAUUGCUUUAUAUUUGGCACAGUGUUUUGACUUGUUUGUAUUGUGAAAAGUGUAAAAAAAAAAAGAAGACAAAAAACAAAAAAACUGAUGACGCGUACAAUCACCUUUCGAGGAAAGUAAAGACUCCUGAUAUCAGGGUAUUUUUAGUCAUGAGUGCUCACAGUAUUUUGAUGCCAUAAUCUGUGAUCCUGUUGUAAAUUACGCGAAGGCAAUGAUUUUAAAUGUGUUUUAAACAAGCGGUUGUUACAGUGUCAGUGAAUGUCCGUGUUCACCAGCAUUAACUUCAGAUCCACAUUCGAAGGAUCAGAAUUUAUUCAUGGAUUGCACUUGUGUUACAUUCAUUUAGGUGUCAGUAAACAGUGAAUAAGCUUUUCAAUCUGCUGCUUGUUGGAAGUCACUCUGCAUGAGUUUUUUUUUUUUCUCUUCAUCAAGAAUUUCAUAGCAAACACUGACAAAUGAAACAGGGAAAGAGAGAGCGAGAUUUUGUCAGACACACAGUUUUAAAUAAUGGUUUCAUUCAUACACCGACAUUUUGAAACCUUUUUUGAAAUUUAUCUGUUUUCCUUGAUUUCUGUGUUGGCAUAACUUUAAGAAACAGUUUCUUUCAAAAGCAAUUCAAACCCUUUUUAAAUCACUGCUUAUUAUAAUAACAAAAAUAAAGUGAUUCACAUGUGCAUCGAGCAAGAA
Molecule: messenger RNA, 3904 nt
Organism: Neolamprologus brichardi
Lineage: Eukaryota; Metazoa; Chordata; Actinopteri; Cichliformes; Cichlidae
Source: RefSeq, a predicted model, not a curated record